Messenger RNA from Spirodela intermedia, 4410 nucleotides. The record is from the annotation of a GenBank genome assembly. Lineage: Eukaryota; Viridiplantae; Streptophyta; Magnoliopsida; Alismatales; Araceae.
AUGCAGGUAUCGGCGUCUCUGGGGGGACUCUUCCAACCUCGAUCUUCCUUUUUGGGGACGGGGGUUUUCCCUGAUUUUCUUCCAAGGGAGGUAGAGAAAAUCAGGGAUCCGCAUGCGCGGGAGUUGGCGAAGAGGAUCCAAAGGCUGCCCGUUCAGGUCAGUGCGAGGGAGAGCUCAUGUGGUAGCUUGCAUUUUGGCGUGGUUUAGUUACAUAUAAUGUCGACUAUUACUCGGCUGUCCGAAAUGCUAGUUUCUGGUAGUGAAAGAUAUGACAUUAGGAAAGGGUGGAAGAUCAUUAACCGAAUAUCACGGGAGGAUCGGAAGAAAUUAUCCACCUUCCGGAAGAGGAGUAGUGAGGUAUUUCCGUUGUAAACGAGGGAUCUGUAAAGUUUUGUGAGAUUGAACUCUUGGGGAGAACAUUAUCCUUGUUGCAUCUUUUUCACUUUAUAAUGUUGAAACAUGAAUUGCUUAAAAUCUCUACGACUUUUGUCGAGAAUCGGCAAAAAUUCUGGAAUGUUAUCUUUCAACUUUUUAAUCUGACACUUGGAGCAAAUUCAGGUUAGCUUCUCGGAAAGCUCUAUUUUGAGCAGUUGCGUCAAACCUCUGCAGCGGAGCGAAUCUAGGCCACUCGUUCUCCUUCAUGGUUUCGACAGGUCUGUUCCCGACAUGUAUAGAAGUGCUAGUCUCUCUCGAUGGCUUCUUUUUUCUGCGAUUGUUCGUUUGUUAUGCUGUGAAAGACGGGAAGAAUCCGGUGGUCAGUGUUUGAUUCUGAGACUAGAUUUUAUGGGAUCGUCUAAUGUCAAAGCAAGAAAAUCAGUUUAAAGGGGAAAAGGGAGAGAGUUGAUAAUGAACGACAUCUUCAGUAUUGAAGAAAAAUAAAAUAUAAGAGAGGAUAACGACUUAGCAAAGUACGCCAGCAAAAUUCAAUUUGAACCUUUCGAGUGUGAUGAAUAUCAUUUAUUUAAUGCGACUGAUGCAGAUGUUAAGUUAAUUCUUAUAAAUAUCCGAUUCGGCGGUUAUGCUGAACUAAUAAACUGUAUCCUCGUCUUUCUCCCUAUAAAGUCCCAGUUCUUCUUUGUCGGAACAGUAUGAAACUGGGAUACCCUCCACCACUUUUUCUUUUUCAGAAGUGGGAUUUGUACCCACGCCCACUUUGAAGGGCCAGUACUUGACUCUGGCAUCUUUUAGUAAGCCAUCCUGGCGGUUAUAAAGUAUAUUGUUCAUAAUUAUUUUGACUGUGGAUAAAUUGUUUAUAAGCAGAUAUGCUGAAUUAUAAGGUGUCUUACUGAAAAAUAUAUUUUAAUUGGUGUUUAUGAUCAAAUCUCUUUGGAACUGAGCUUCUUCACUGUCUUCUACCUGCCUAAGAACAACACAUUUUGGUUAAGGUACUUAUUCUCUAAUGGUGGGGAAAGAUGUGGAAUAUGUGCAAUACCCAAGGUCUUUUUAGCAUUCCAAUGUCUAGAACCACAAUAGGCAACUGACUGAAGUUGGAAUACGCUUGUGCAUACCUGUGUGGUGAGUGAUAAAAAUUUCGCAAACAAUGGUGUUGAAAUGUACAACUGCGAGAGUAGUGUCCUCUGGUCGGGGUUUGAAAUACUCUUGUAUAGGCUGCGAAUUCAGCAUAACUGCAUGUAUUCAUUCUUCAUUCAUUUCGUACCUUUUUGACAUUUCUUCUGUAAUGGUAACAUUGUGGCUAUUUUUUAGUGCUGAGCUUGCGUGUAUCAUUUUCUACAGUUCUUGCCUAGAAUGGCGAUAUGCCUAUCCAUUACUUGAAAGUUCUGGCUUGGAGACAUGGGCUUUGGAUAUCCUUGGAUGGGGAUUUUCUGAUUUAGGUCAGUUGCCUUUUCUUUUCCCUGUAUGCUUCUGAGCUUUGAUAAAAUAAAGGUUGAUAUUUUCUGCUGAUUAGUGUCAUCUCUCACUUCAAUUCUUUUCAUUUUACUUGUGACUGUUUUCAGAACCGCUACCAUCUUCCAGUCUAACCGUAGCUGCUAAGCGUGAACAUUUAUACCAGGUACUGUGAUGUUUAUGUUAGCGUCUUUUUUGGUCAAGUUUUCAAUGUAGUUCUACUUCCAAGUUUUCUCAUGUGCGCAUCCAAAUUACUCUGUAUUGGUGACUGUGUCUUCACAAUUUUCAUCUGCAGUAUUUAUCCUCGUCUUCUUGAGCUAUGUUUCUUUUUUCCUAAGUCUAAGUCUAUCUCCUCUUUGAUGUUAACCUAUUAGACCAUUCUUACUAUGAUCAUGUUAGCACGCUAUCAGUUAGUUGUGCUUAAUACAUAUAUCGUGUUACAGUUCUGGCGAUUGUACAUCAAAAAGCCUAUGAUAUUGGUAGGUCCAAGCCUUGGUGCCGCUGUUGCAAUCGAUUUUGCAGCUCAUUAUCCCGAAGCGGUAUGAUCGUUGCUCUUACAUUGCUUCACUUAUGCUUUUUAUCUUUUCUAUUCAAAAUGAUGAAUGAGAUAUUUGUCGAAUUCAUCCAUCCCAUUAUAUCCUUUUAUUUAAAAAGGCUUGCACAAAAUCUUCAGAUUAUGAAAUGUUAUGCCGCUUUAAAUGGUUCCUGGUAUCCAUCCCUUUAUACAUGUUAAAAUCUAAUAUCUCUCUGUGCAAUUUUCUUUUUCAGGUGUCGAAAUUCAUUUUUAUUGGUGCUAGUGUAUAUGCUGAGGGCACUGGGGAUCUUGCCAAAUUACCCAGAGCCAUUGCUUAUGCUGGGGUGAGAUACUUUUGGCAGCAUGUUCUUGUAUAUGUGUUUCCAAAUGCAAACACGCUGCUUGAUGUUUUUUGGCCUUCCAUGGCUUACCUGAUUUUUUAUUAUCACUUAUGUCGCAUGCAUAUCCGUGCCAUUCGCAUUUCUCAUCAGUUUUUUGUGUUGGUUUUGUAUUGCUUAAUUUUCUUGAUUUAACUUUGUUUUUCUUCAGGCUUCACUGUUGAAGAGCAAACCAUUGCGUUACUAUGCAAAUUACUUGGCAUACAGCGGUCCUCCUACCCUAUCCUUCGUCGACUGGACAAAUGUAAACGUCAUCUCCGGUGUUGCUUCUCCCUAUUACAUUUUCAUACAUAAGUGCAGAGAUGCAUGAUUUUGAAUCUUAUCAUAUGUGCAGGCCAUCUUGACAGUAUAGAGUCGUUUGGGAUUUUCCGGCCUCUUUUAAACCUUCGGUUGCUUACUGGCUGUUCUUCACCUCGUGGUCAUCUCUGCAGAUGACAGUGCUUAUUUCUAUCCAAAGGGCAUGCUGCAAAAGUACCCAGUGCUCACCUUCGCGUGUCAUACGAAAACUAUCUUUUUCCUCUUGUUGUUUCUAGAUCUUUUCUCACUCUAGCCAUGUGUCAGCCUGUGCCAACACUUAAUACUCCGAAUAUGGCUAUACAAGAUACUUUCAUCGACUAGAAAAGAUGAUUCUUACCAUCCAUGCAAUUUCAUAAAUUUUUUUAUUUCAAAACAUUUCUACCUAAUUAGCGUUUUGAUGUUUAUUUUUUAUAGAUGAAUUGCAAUUUUCGCAUUGAUGCAUGUUCAUCAGAAACCUUGCUUUUGUCUGCACAGAUUGGGCGUUUACACUGUCUGCUACCCUGGUGGGAGGACGCGACUGUUGAUUUUAUGACUAGUGGGGGCUACAAAGUUAGUUCCCAGAUUGAGAAGGUAGCGAUGAUAUAAUCUGGACUCGUUCAUUCUGAAAGAUGGGUCGGCAGUUCAUGAACAUCUGCAUCAUAUGCCGAGAUGUGAAAAUCAUGUUCUGAUCUCGAUAUGCUCAGCAUUUUAUACGUGCUCUUGAGAGAGAAAGUCUCAUUAUGCCUCUUAGGCAGUCAUCUUAGACCGGUGGUCUCGUUUUGCAGGUGAAAAAGAAAGCUCUCAUCAUCUGGGGGAAGGAAGACCGGAUCAUCAACACCAACCUAGCACUGGUCAGUUUACUGCGACUUUCUCACCCUCUGUUUUGCCGGAAUUACUCUCACGGGCUUAGAAUAUGCUUGAUGAAAUGGACGCAUGAAAGGAUAUGGGGGCGUCAUUCUGAAAAUAGCUUCUGGAAGCAAACGAUUCGUCCUAGCUUGAUUUCUGAUUUCUAAACUACGUGGAGAAUUCGGGUAAACCUUGAAAGUAAACAAGCUACUUACUAAAAGCCUUUCCAUAUAGGGUAAUAAUAGUAUCCUAAUUCCCCUCUUCAAUGCGUGGUUAAACCUGGGGCUUUAUGGCAAUCUCUGGGGAAGAGAUCCCAUAGAAUGCAGUGUAUUCAUGAUCUGUCUUCUUAGGAUCCUCAUGGAGCUCAUGUGAAUGACCUUGAAUGACUUUGAAUCUACGCAGAGACUCCACCGCGAUCUUCAGGAUUCCAUCUUGCAUCAGAUACCGGACUGUGGCCAUCUUCCUCACGUGGAGAAGCCGGGCAUCACAGCCCAGACGAUCUUAAAAUUCGUUCAGAGCGACCUCUGCUGA